UUUGCUCAAUUUGUUUACUUUGAUUUUGUUUAAUAUUAUGAGUUUCUUUUGUAGCAUUAAACUGGAUGAGCAACUGAAAGUUUCAGAAAAAAUGUUUUCUUUUUGAAAGAAGAACUGAAGGUACCGAAAUGGAAAAUAUUGAGUAGAAGGCAAUGCUAUCUUCCAUUAUGUCCGGUUUCAAUUCCACUAAACUUCAAACUGUGGUUGACAAUCUUCCUGUCAAUCCAACCCUAAUUGCAAAACUUAAAGCAGGCAACUUGUGUUCAUUAAAGAAGAUCCUUCAUCUUUCAAUACCAGAACUUCAAAAGUGUGCUAAAGUAUCAAAAGGUGAAGCUAAAAUCAUCAUUGAAGCGGUUUCUCAUGCAGUUCUUGAAACAGAUCCAAUAUCAGGUUUUGAUAUUUUUUAUGAACCAUCUUCUAAAGAAAAGCUAUCCUUAGAUUCCUUCAAGAAUUUUGAUGGAAUAUAUGGUGGAACGAUUACUGAAAUCUGUGGGGAAAGUGGCUGUGGAAAAACCCAAUUGUGCCUUCAUCUAAGCAUUUUAGCACAAUUGCCACAAUGUUAUAAAGGCCUCAAUGCAAAAAUACUGUAUAUUCAUUCUGAAGGAGACUUUCCCAUCAAAAGGUAUAUGCAAAUGACUGAACAAUUUAAACAAAAAUGUGCUGGUUAUAAAGCCUUGAAUUUAAGUGAUAACCUUAUCUUGAAAAAAGUGUCAAACCUGAAGGAGACUAUGCAUGUUCUGCAGCAAAGUAUACCGGACCUACUAAAGAAGGAAGUUAAACCUAAAAUCCUUGUCAUUGAUUCUGUUGCUGCUGUGCUGCGAUGUGAAUAUGAGUCCAUGAAUAUGCGUACACUCCUUAUUUUGCAACUUGUUACACAGUUAUGGAACUUAGCAAAUAAUCAUCAAAUGUUUGUUAUUUGUGUCAAUCAAAUUAGUGGCAGCGUCCAACAAGCAACUGAUGUUCCAGCUUUAGGUUUAUUGUGGGCCAAUGCCUUGACAACAAGACUAAAAAUUUCCAGAGCCAGCCCAAAUGGAGAAAUAGUUCCUCGCAUUCUGGAAGUAAUAUUUUCAUCCUAUCAUGCCAGAGUGAAAUCAGAGUUUAUAAUUUCUAGGAAUGGAAUAGAACCAAUUGUAUAGAGUGCAAAGUAUUAAGUUUCAAAAAAAUCGAAAUAUUGAGAAGCAUUUUUUUAAGUAGUGAAGUAAUGAAAAAUAUAGCUUAAAGUUAGCAAAAAAAGUUGAAGCUGUGAUCUGGCUGCAACAAAGUAUUGUAUAAGAAUAAUUAAGAUGUAUUUUCAAUUCACAUUAUACUUAUAUAUACAGGGUGAUUAUAAUUAAAGUUCCACUUUCAAAACGC
Messenger RNA from Uloborus diversus, 1353 nucleotides. Its product is annotated as DNA repair protein XRCC3-like. Gene Ontology annotation, biological process: telomere maintenance via recombination; t-circle formation; double-strand break repair via synthesis-dependent strand annealing. Bases 153 to 1136 code for a protein of 327 amino acids. NCBI's taxonomy places the organism in Eukaryota, Metazoa, Arthropoda, Arachnida, Araneae, Uloboridae. The record is from RefSeq and is a predicted model, not a curated record. Gene Ontology annotation, cellular component: Rad51C-XRCC3 complex; replication fork. Gene Ontology annotation, molecular function: ATP-dependent DNA damage sensor activity; four-way junction DNA binding; ATP binding. The transcript is spliced from 6 exons.